UGUCCUUUCGAUCGUGUGUAGGCGCGUAUAGGCAUAACUGUCACUGAAACGUUUUCGCCAUCACGAAUAUCCUGCGGAAUAUAAGUGCAGAAUAACUGACGUCGUGUCUGGCACAUAAGCAAGCAUGCCCAAGGUUCCCCGAGGAUUUACUCUUAACGACCAGGCGCUCGGGAAGAAUUGUCGCUCAGGAAUCACCCGUGUUAACCCGAGUAUUAAGCCGCGUUUCCGUUAUCGCAUUUUAGUCCGUUUUGCGUCCGGCAGUGUGUUGUAAGGUCUGUGUGUUUAUAAUGCAUGAGCUUAACAAAAUACUUCCACAAAACGGGCUUAAAUGCGACCAUGGAAACGCAAUUAUAAUACGCUCGGACAAGAGCAGAAUAUUACGCACGGCUACACGAGAACAACGAGCCGAGGCAGGCCAUAGAUCGGUGCAGGUUCUUUCCAAACCAUCACGAGUGACCGUUCCCUUCCUUGAGGGGGUCAGUGUAGAGUGAGCUUCCUGUAUCAUCACUUAAUGGGAAAUAAUGGCGCCGGUUAGUCCGAGUUACCGAGAAGGAGGUUGGGGCUGGGCGGUCGUUCUGGCCUGCUUCGUGGUAGAGUUCGUCUUUUUCGGCAACCUGAAAGCUCUAGGUGUUCUGAUCACUUAUAUGAAGGAGGAUUUCGGUACGGAGUUGUGGGUCGUCGGCUCCAUAGUCUCGCUACACUAUGCAGUACAGUUUAUUCUAUCACCCCUUGCCGCUGCUCUGGCACGCAAACUUAGCGGUCGCUCCUUGAUUCUUGUUGGCGGUACACUCUACGGAGUUGGUCUGGUGGUGUCUGCUUUUACGCACAGUGUCGCCAUCUUGGCUCUUGCCCUGGUUGUUAUCGCUGGAAUUGGGGUCACGUUUGCGGUGGAGAUCACUCAUGCCAAACUUGCUUUUUACUUCCGGGAGAAGUAUCCUUUAGCAGUUUUUAUCGCGCUUACCGGAUCGCCAGUCGGUAUGAUGCUGCUCGGUCCAAUAACCCAAGUUCUCGUGGAUACGUAUGGAUGGCGAGGAGCAAUGCUUCUCCUCGGUGGCGUUGGUUUUCAUCUUGUUGUAGGAGGAAUGUUGAUACGAAGGCCGCCGAUCUCAUACCAAGCGGUGCCCGAUCACGAGGAGCAACUCACAAUUGAUGGUAUCAACUCUCCUGGUAAAUCCUCGGAGGAGGUCAAACCCAAUAAGUCCAAGAUAUCCAAAUUCUGGAAUUCAGUUUUCUCUGUACUGUGUCUCGAGGUCUUCGUGAGUGCUGAAUUCAUGAUUGUAGCAACUAUGAGAAUGUUGUACAAUAUUGGCUACGGUGGUGUGGUUGUCUACAUAGUACCUAAUGGUCUGGCGCUUGGUCUGAGCACCAGGGAGGCAUCAUUCCUUACUACAGCUUGGGGGGUUGGGAACCUGGUUGGAUUGGUUCUGUGUGCUCUGGCUUUGCAUGUGAAGUGGAUAUCGGUCCGUAGCGCAGAAGGAAUAGCUGUGAGCGUAGUUGCAGUAGGAUUCGCCCUCGAACCCUUCGUCUCUCCAUUCGUGGGUCAGAUUCUCACUGCCUUCGUCGUGGGAGCUGGAAUGGGUUGCGCUAUCGAGGGGAUACUUGUCAUGACGAGGUGUCUACCUUUUGGUGACGACAAAUUUGUCAGUGUGUUGGGCUGGCAAACAUUUCUGAGUGGAGUAUCUGCUUCCAUUGGAGAUACUGUAGCAGGUUGGCUUUCUGAUGCGACUGGGAGUUUCCACGCAACAUUCUUCCUAUAUAGUGCCACCAUGGCAGCGAUAUUACUGUGUCUUCUUGUGGAUGCCAUUCGCAUCACUUCCACCGGGACCGAAUGUCCCAGUGGGCAGAUGGUUGCAAUGCCUUUACUCUUUAAGAAGGACUCAAGUACAAGAUUCGAAGGAAUGACCAUUCAACCAACAAUUCAGCCAAAUGAUAACACAACAUAAUAAUCAUGUACAAUCUUAGAAAAUUAUUAAUACUUAAUUAAAAAAUUAAUUAAUUUGGUACUUUAUAACAUAAAGUUAAGGUAAAAAAAAAAAUUCACAGACAAUUUAAAGUUAUUUUCAACAAGCCAUAUCAGAAGCUAUAAAAAAAUGGAUUUAAAGUAAAAUCAUUCUCAAAAAUGUCACUAAAUAAAGAGUUUUGAACCAGAACUAAAAAUAAACAAUAUAAAUGUGUAUAAUUAUGACUAAUACAAUAGAACUAGGUGCACCAUUAGACGUUAAAUUUCAGCAAGUAAAAAAUAAAAAAAACCGAAAAUGUAUUUUGAUUGAGACAAUAAAACUAGAUACCUUAUCAAACCAAAAUAUGGUAUACAAUGGUAUUAAAACUACAUGACAUAAACAAUGUACUUUUGAGGCUGCUGAUCUGCUUUCUAUAUUCAAACAUUUCGAUACAGAAGCCCCAGAAACGAAAGGGCUAUGCCUAAAGAAUUCUGAUUUGUAUUAAGAAUGAACAGGGUGUCCUCAGCUGCUUGUAUUGUGGUGUAAUGCUGCCGGUGCAUGUCAUGCAUGUUAAUGAGAUCUUCUGUAAUUAGGUAGGAGGGGUAUAAUACUUUUACAAAUUGUGUACCUGACUGCAUAAGUACCUAAUGUGGAUAAUGCACUUGAAUGAGUAUCAUAGCCCAGUAGAAUAACAUUUCACACAAUACAUGUGCUUCGGCAUACCGUAGGCAAUAGUAACACAUAUUUUUUUAUUGAACA
Patiria miniata (bat star) is the source of this 2699-nucleotide messenger RNA. RefSeq names its product monocarboxylate transporter 2-like. Lineage: Eukaryota; Metazoa; Echinodermata; Asteroidea; Valvatida; Asterinidae. Bases 522 to 1943 code for a protein of 473 amino acids. Gene Ontology annotation, biological process: transmembrane transport. The transcript is spliced from 4 exons. The record is from RefSeq and is a predicted model, not a curated record. Gene Ontology annotation, molecular function: monocarboxylic acid transmembrane transporter activity.